AUGGCCGCUGCGGGGCGCGGGCACGGCGCGGGCGCGCGCGCUGCCUCCGCCGGCGCGAGCGCGGCCCUAUCUCCCCUCAUCCCACUCUCCUCAGCCCCAUCUCCCCUCAGCCCAUUCCCCUCACCCAUCCCUCCUCAACCCCAUCUCCCCUCAGCCCUAUCUCCCCUCAGCCCUAUCUCCCCUCAUCCCACUCCCUUCAGCCCCAUCUCCCCUCAGCUUUUCCCGUGGGGGAGCGACUGUAAUUAUUGGUGGAAACAGGCAGGAGUUAUUUUAGAUGUUUAUACAGAAGGCAGCACCUCCUGGUACAAGGGCAAGUCGUUCCCUCUGUCCCCUCUCCAGGCAACACUGGGAAAUGCACCAGCAAAUUUGUCACUGCCCCAGUCCCUUCCCAGUCUUACUGACGGCUCGUCCACAGGCUCCCAGAGCUUCUGUUCGAUUACAGGAGCUGAAGUUCCACUGGCUGUAAAAGAAGUGGACACAAACAGAAAGCAUCCUAUCCUGCAUCCAGGGAGGAGAUUACAGUGUGUCAUCAGUCCAGUAGGACCAGGUGGAGGUGUGGCAACCUUGGAGAAGCGAGUUCAGAUCUUUGAAAACUACCAGAGGAUGAGCAAAUCCCCAGAAAAAUGGUGGAGGUUGAAAGGUGCUCAUGGUUCACCCCCUCUGCUCACAGUGGGAUCAGAGAGAGAAGGCUGCCCAAGUUCAUGCCCAGUGGGGUUUGAGUAUCUCCAAAGACUGACUCCACAGCUUCUCUGGGCAACCUGUACCAGUGUUGGACCACCUUCACACUGAAAAAAAAUAAAUCUUAACUUUAAAUGUAAUUUCCUGUA
Messenger RNA from Lepidothrix coronata (blue-crowned manakin), 827 nucleotides. RefSeq lists its product as uncharacterized. Lineage: Eukaryota; Metazoa; Chordata; Aves; Passeriformes; Pipridae. The coding region runs from base 1 to 789 and encodes 262 amino acids. The record is from RefSeq and is a predicted model, not a curated record. The transcript is spliced from 5 exons.